Phalaenopsis equestris is the source of this 1383-nucleotide messenger RNA. RefSeq lists its product as uncharacterized. The transcript has 4 exons. Gene Ontology annotation, molecular function: protein tyrosine/serine/threonine phosphatase activity. The record is from RefSeq and is a predicted model, not a curated record. Bases 257 to 1030 code for a protein of 257 amino acids. Gene Ontology annotation, biological process: protein dephosphorylation. NCBI's taxonomy places the organism in Eukaryota, Viridiplantae, Streptophyta, Magnoliopsida, Asparagales, Orchidaceae.
AAUAUUUUCAGAAUUUCUAAAUCCUACAGUCCUACUAGUUGAAUCCUACUUGCAGCCAAACAAAAGCAGGUGUUAGGGAUUUAGGACAAAACGCUUCCGUGCUCCCGGAGAUGAUUCGAAUUGCGUGCUCUAGGGACGCAGGGAGCUCAAAUUAUUCUUCCUAAUCCCUAACUGAUAGGAACUGGCAACUCGUUUCCAUCCUCUUCGCAUCAUUUAUUGGUAAUAGCUGAAAUGCAAGUUAAAUUCUUGGCUUGUCAUGGGAAUCUCUGAAGCGUUUGGAGUUGUGGGAUUUACUUUCUUCUUCGCUGCUGUUUGUCUCAAAGACUCGAGCUUUAAGCUAAUUCCUUUAUCACUUCUGUACAGCUCAUUCAUUGCCAGCCUAGUUUUGGUUGCUUCUCUCCCUGUCAAAAAUUUUCCUUUGAUAUUAGGGAAAGCCUCCAACGGGAAAUUUCCUUUAUGGUCAAAAAUUCUGUACUUUCCAUUCUUUUUUCUUGUUCUAUUAUAUGUUUUCCUUAAGAGGUUGAAGAGAAGGGAACCUAUUUAUAAUGAAAUUUCAGAAGGUUUUUUUGUUGGAGGGUGGCCUUCUUCUAAGAAACAUUUACCACCUGGAGACCCUGCAGUUAUUGAUUGUACUUGUGAACUGCCUAGAAGUUCUUUCAUCUCAGAGGAUUCAUACUUAUGUGUGGCGACUUGGGAUACAAGAGCACCACUACCAACUGAAAUUGAAACUGCAGUUCGCUGGGCAAGCAAAAUGAGGGCUCAAAAGAAGCCAAUUUAUGUCCACUGUGCAUUUGUCCAUGAAACAGGCCAUGGCAGGAGUGUCUGCGUGAUGUGCGCCGUUUUGGUUACAUUGGGAGUGGCAGAAGACUGGAAAGCUGCUGAAAAGCUUGUGCGAGAAAAACGGCCGAAGAUUAGAAUGAAUGUGCUCCAUCGAAAACAUUUGGAGGAAUGGUCGAAACUGACACAUUUUUCUAACGGAGAACAUAAUGAUCCAUUGUCAGCCACCUCUGGUGCUUUUGUGCAACAAUGAUCUGUAAAAGCACUCAGGAUAUUCUGUUUUGGCAUUCGGAGUGGAUAUGCAAUGGAGCUUACCUUUGAUCUGGAUUCUCCGAAGAGUGGAAAAGUUCUCUCCGAUGUGCAUCUGAAUUUGAGGCCUUAAUGUCAAGGUGAAAAGUCUACAUUUUUAUACUUAUUUUCAAAUUUGAGAACUUCAUGUCAAGGCCUUCACAAGCUUGUCAUAUUUCUUCUAUGCAAGCCCCAUUUUUUGUUAGCUUUUCGUUCUUUGGAAGUUAUUUGAACUUAAGUGAACUGAAAGUUUGGGGUGUUUGCCAAACGCUAAAAUGCUUGAUUCCAAGUUAUAUUAUUUUGAAAGAUUUGCAUACA